Molecule: messenger RNA, 980 nt
Organism: Phaeodactylum tricornutum CCAP 1055/1
Lineage: Eukaryota; Bacillariophyta; Bacillariophyceae; Surirellales; Neidiaceae
Gene: dsCYC9
Exons: 1
Coding region: 18-980 (320 amino acids)
Biological process (GO): regulation of cyclin-dependent protein serine/threonine kinase activity; mitotic cell cycle phase transition
Cellular component (GO): cytoplasm; cyclin-dependent protein kinase holoenzyme complex; nucleus
Molecular function (GO): cyclin-dependent protein serine/threonine kinase regulator activity
Source: RefSeq, a predicted model, not a curated record
AGCCGGAGCGACCGACGAUGGUGGCCUUGUCGAUAGCAACGACUCCUUUGGAGGAUGCUAUGCUCCAUCAUAUAGACGUUGACGAAAUAUCAGAUCGUGUUGCAAUCAUGAGAAUCCAAGAAGAUACCACCUACAGAGUCAAAGAUUAUCUUGCGGAAAGUACGGGGAUACGUAAGCUCGCAAGUAAGCCUGUCGACGAAGACUGCCGUGUUAAGAUGUGUGAGUGGUGCUAUCAAGUCGUUGACUUUUGCAAAUUCCGGAGAGAAACUGUUGGAAUCGGGAUGUCCUAUCUCGAUCGUUAUCUUUGCACUCCAAAAGGAAAGGAGGCGUUAUGCAACCGAAAGGAGUAUCAGCUCGCUGCCAUGACUGCUCUAUACAUAGCGAUCAAAAUACACGAGCCUCUGGAAAUGGAAACAUCGCUGCUGGCUGAUCUAAGUAGGGGAUGUUAUACCGAAAUGGAAUUUGUACAUAUGGAACAAACCAUACUCCAAGCUUUAAAGUGGCGUGUCAACGGGCCUACGCUACUCGGCUUCGUGGCACAUUUUGUUGCGCUCCUCCCAGAAUCGGUUCAUCCUGCCAUUGCCGAAACGAUUUUUGAUUACGCAAGAUAUCAAACCGAGAUAGCAAUUGCUGAGCACGUACUUGUCAGUAUCAAGCCAUCAGAGGUCGCUCUUGCCGCCGUCCUCAACGCAAUUGAAGGAAUGGACGUUGCUUUGCUCCCGCUGAAGGUGCAAGGUAAAUUUGUUCGGAAUAUAGAACGCUUUUCCGAGAUUUUCAUCGACGAUGUUGAACACAUUCAAUCCCAUCUAAGUCUUGCACUUGCAAGUCUACUUUCUGGUGACGUUUCCGAGAUCAUUGCCGCAGUCACCGACAUUGAAAGUGAGGACGAAUACGUCGAUGACAAGUCAAUCACUGCGUACAAUCGACGGAAUAGUCCCGUAUCUGUUGUGCAGCGAAAUCGACAGACAAGCGUUGUCUAG